CUGUCUUUUCAUUGACAGAAAGUAGAGUUAUUGUCUCGCUGCCCUCAUAUCGUUUUUCUGUUUGAUUUUAAUAACGCAACUGGGUCUUUGCCUUACUUGUAAGGGUUCCUGACUAAGGUAUUCUGGUUACUCUGGGAAACCAAAGGAAGUGGUGUCUGGAGAGAGAAGCUGUCGGUCCAUCACCUUUUGUAUGAUGGCCAACACGAUUGGCGGUGGCACUCUUUCUGCCUUUCUAAGUAACAGCCAAAACCUCCCCAAAGGCAAUUUGUCCCUGAUGCCGUCCAACUACAGCCCAGCAACAAAGAUCACACUAGGAGCAGUUAACGCUAAUGUGACCACCCAAAUGAUCAUCAGCACGCCACAGAGAGUUUCUCACACCGGGAAUAUCCUGAUAGGCAGCCCACUGAUACACGCCCCUACCAUGGUGACACAGGGACGCACGCAGGACGCCAGCGACUGGACCCCAGGGGCCAAGAAACGAACACAUGAUUACAUUGACUCCUAUAUUUCUGACCGGGAUGGGCUGUGCUCGAGUGACUCUUCAGCCAGCAAGCGGCAGAAAAAGGUUGAUAAGAAUGGGAAGGGCCUGAGGCAUUUCUCCAUGAAGGUGUGUGAGAAGGUGCAGAAGAAAGGCACCACAUCUUACAACGAGGUGGCAGACGAACUGGUGGCCGAGUUCACCCACUCCGGCAAUGCCAUGGCCACCGAGUCGCAGGGAUAUGACCAGAAAAACAUCCGCAGGCGUGUGUACGACGCCCUCAACGUGCUCAUGGCAAUGAACAUUAUCUCAAAGGAGAAGAAAGAGAUCCGCUGGAUCGGAUUGCCCACCAACUCAGCCCAGGAGUGUCAAAACCUUGAGGAUGAGAAACAGAAGCGUCUGGAGAGGAUCAGACAAAAGAGAGCUCAGCUUGAAGAACUCAUAGUACAGCAAAUCGCCUUCAAGAACCUGGUGCAGAGAAACAAAGCCAGUGAGGCUUCGUCCCAGGCUCCGCCCCCGCCUGGUUCUGUCAUCCAGCUCCCCUUCAUCAUCCUCAACACAGAUGUUCACACUGUCAUCGACUGCUCCAUCUCCAGCGACAAGUGUGAAUACCUCUUCAACUUCGACAACACCUUUGAGAUCCAUGAUGACGUAGAGAUUCUGAAGCGCAUGGGCAUGUCCCUGGGCCUGGAGAGUGGAAAGUGCACCGCAGACAACCUAGUCUUGGCCAAGUCUCUCGUCCCCAGGUCUCUGGAGACCUACCUCACAGGCAUGGCCAAAGGAACUAGUCAGACAAGCUCUUUCUCAGGUGAUUUGGACUCGGCCUCUUUGAAUGGAAGGCGGAGCUACAGCCACGGUAGCACCGUCCUGCCCGAGUCUCAAGGCCAAACGCCCAGUUCCUUUAACGAGGAAGAGUACGACGAUGAUGAGGACGGACCUUCUUCCCCGGAAACGUUUGACAAUUUUUACAUACUUAUCCAUCUAAGGUCAUUAUUUCGGUUUUCCAAUCCAACGGAAACCAUGUCGACCAAGGAGGAGACAGCCCCAGCAGACGUAGAGAAACCACAGACGUCCUCCUGGAAAGAUUCUAUCUACAACCCACGAACAGGGGAGUUUAUCGGUAGAACUGCUAAAAGCUGGGCUCUGAUAUUGCUUUUCUACCUGGUCUUCUACGGCUUCCUGGCGGGAAUGUUCACACUCACCAUGUGGGUCAUGCUGCAGACACUGGAUGACAACAUUCCUACGUACCGCGACCGAGUGGCUAGUCCAGGUUUGGUGAUCAGGCCUCUGUCCUUGGACAUCGUCUUCAAUCGAACUGACCCUCUGAAGUAUAGCCAGUACGUCCAGCAUCUGGAUCAUUUCCUUCAGCAAUACAACGACACUGUGCAGGAGAAGAACGAUCUGUGCAUGGUGGGAGAAUACACAGAGCAGGACGAUGUGGAGGAGAAGAAGGUGUGUCAGUUCAAGCGAAGUAUUCUGCGGCAGUGCUCUGGCCUAUCCGACACCAGCUUUGGCUACCGGGACGGCCAGCCUUGUGUCCUCCUCAAGAUGAACAGGAUCAUUGGACUUAAACCCCGUGGGGACCCCUACAUAAACUGCACAGCCAAGGGGAGAGAGAGCCCCUUGCUGAUGAAUUACUUCCCAGCUGAGGGGCGAUUCGAUAAGAUGUACUUCCCUUAUUAUGGGAAAAACCUGCAUCCGACAUACGUUCAGCCUCUGGUCGCGGUCAAGCUCCUGCUAAACAAAGAGGACUACAACAACGAGGUGACCGUGGAGUGUAAGAUCGAGGGCUCCGACCUGCGGAACAGCGACGACCGCGACAAGUUCCUGGGACGUGUGACGUUCAGGGUCAACGUGAUGGAGUAGUGCUUCAGGAAAUCCACCAAAACAGCGCAAUGGCGAUUCAGCGUGUAAUCAAUGCCCCCCCCCACCCUCCGACAUUGAACCGUCCCCCCUUCACUUUCACCUCCCCCCCGACCAACCCCUCGUCCCCCGUCCCCGUCCCCCCUCCACAACCAGGACUAGGCCCUGUUCCCUUGGCGACUGGAGAGGUGAAUCAGGGGAAGCUACGGUAGCAUGGUGGUGUGCUUCUUAUAUUUGUUUUAAAAUCCCGUUCCUAUCCCUGUCAGUGACUCCUCCCACUCCCCCAUCCCCGCCUGCCUAUUGGCCCUUUACACCAUUAGAUAUACAAUAAACUACCAACAUGUUCUGCCCUUGAAACAGACAUCCGAGACACCUGUCACCCCCUGCCUCCAGUGACGUCAGUGGUGAUGUAGCGACAUCGUGCCAGAGUAGGGACCUGUAUAUAGUUGUAUUUGGAGCAUCGAGUUGAUGUGGUAUUUGUCCUGUAGUGCUGUGAAGUCUGCUGUCUGUGACGUGAUGUUUCUCUAUGUACAUACUUGAUGGAUAUAAACACUGUUUCUGUCUUUAUCUCACUGUCUGAAAGAUGUAAGAAAUCAAACUAAGAAAUAGAUAAAUAGCUGUAAUUUAAGAUUAUUGAUUAAAAGAGUACAUUAAGGAUAAAAAUGCCCAAAAAAAAAUAUAUCUGCUUAUACUUCAACUGACCUGUCCAACAUCUAAGGGAAGUGAUUUUUACAAUCCUGCAGGACCUGUGCUUUGUACAGAUGCCUUAAAGUCUGUAUGAGAACACAUUUGAAAUAAAGACGAUUUUAAAGAAA
Messenger RNA from Esox lucius (northern pike), 3156 nucleotides. It is a transcript of the gene tfdp2, whose product is annotated as transcription factor Dp-2. The record is from RefSeq and is a predicted model, not a curated record. NCBI's taxonomy places the organism in Eukaryota, Metazoa, Chordata, Actinopteri, Esociformes, Esocidae. The coding region runs from base 191 to 2344 and encodes 717 amino acids. Gene Ontology annotation, cellular component: transcription regulator complex; nucleus; sodium:potassium-exchanging ATPase complex. The transcript has 21 exons. Gene Ontology annotation, molecular function: RNA polymerase II transcription regulatory region sequence-specific DNA binding; DNA-binding transcription factor activity, RNA polymerase II-specific. Gene Ontology annotation, biological process: sodium ion transport; potassium ion transport; regulation of transcription by RNA polymerase II.